GAGUAUUUUAUUUCUUUUUUUUUUUACUUAUGUCUCAUUCUUUCAGAUCAUAGUUUAAACAAUGGAUUCUAUAUCAUGUAAUUUUGUUUUUAAGGUCCGCUGAUCAUACCGUUGUCCACUGCUUGCAGUGCCACAAACCCCAGGAAAACCUUGCUGCUCACCUGGCCAGAGUCUGCAUGAAGAAACGCACGCCCGAGGAGAGAGCGGCCGAGGUUCAGAAAGCCAAGGCUUCGAGCAGAGAGUGGGUUCGGAUGAACAGGACCUGGGACUACAACCAGAUCUGUGCGCUCCUGCCUCAUCACCGCUCUCGCGUCAUCAUGUUUCUUCAGCGUGGUUUUUUUAUCACGAACCAGCCCCGCGAGUCUGACUGUGAUGAAGAUGAUGCUUCUGCUCCUUCAUCUGAUCUUCCUCAAACCCGGUUGGUUCAGAGGGCUCCUGGCAUUAAACACUGCCAGAAGAUCGUGAGAGUGGCGAAGCCGGACGUGCUCAGGAUCCAGAGGGACCUCCAGGCGGGCAGAGAGCUCUCCAACACGGACCAGACGCUCUACCGCUAUUACUGCGAGGCGCUCUUGGUGUUUGUCCACAUGCAGCGUCCCACAGCUGUGGAAGCCUUGACGGAUGCCGAGUGGGUGAACAAGACCAAGCUGGGUGACAGAUUUGUGAUCGGCGUACAGAGGGAGAAAACCUCGAGUAUGCAGAUCGCUCUGAGGAGGAAGCUUGCUUGGAGCUGUACUUCAGACGAAUCAGGCCUGAGAACAUUCAGCCGGAGAAACUCUGCAAUAGUUUCUUUGUUUCGUCAUCCGGCGUGGAGGUUCAAAGUGUCUCUCGGGACAUGAAUCGGCUCCAUAAAUUGUACAAGCUGGCUCCUUUCUCUGCCCAGUGUGUGCGGAGGGCUGUUGAGGAGGCUGCAGAAAAGCUCCCGGCGCAGCAACAGGAGGCGCUCCACCAUUACCUGUCCAUCAGCGCUGGUGCGGUCCGGCCGCAGGAUGUCAUCAACGCAGCUCUGCUGCUGGAAUCAUUAGUCAGCACAUUUCACAGUCCGCAAGCCUUCAGCCGCAAAGGUGGCACGGCUUAUUACACAGGAGGGGUGGAAGGUCAACUGUCCCAAGCCGGAGGACAUCGAACGGCUGUGGACACCACCUUCGAAGGCAGAUGUUGAAGAUGACAAGUUCAUCCUUCGCUGUGUGUCUGAGCAGAACUGGUCGGGCAUGGCCAUAAAAGACUUUGGUGAUGAGCGUGGUUUUGGUGACAAUUGGGCGGAACAAUGAACGCGGUGUUGUUUCCAUGGGGAGCUAAUUUAAUGUAACACCCCGCCGGUUGCCCCAUGAAAAACAGUUCGGCUGGAUUCCGCAAAGGAGAAACGAGCGGCAGCUGUGAGAUGGGCGGAGAUUGAAUCAUCGCGUUCACGAGGGGGAUCAUAAAAGCAGAUGUUCGAGUGAAGAGGGCAAGCGGCAGGGGACAGAGGAAUCCACGGCAGGGAAGGAGCCUGAAAACAGCAGUUCAACCCGGAUGGAGAAGGAGAGACAGCAGUAACAGUAAAGUGCCAUUGGAGAUCCUCAUUAUCUGACUCCGGUCUACCGUAUAUAAACGACCAGUGAAUUUGCCCUGGAUCUUUGUGCAUUCUGAGGUUGCCUAUUGAGGUCUUCUGUUUGAUAUUGUGGUAACCUUUUUAUGGCAGUGGUGUGUGCGUAGUAUACUCUCCAUACAGUGUGGACACGCUGUUCCAUCCAACCUGGUCUCACAGGAUUCCGUGAAAUGUCCACGGGCUAGGGCUGGGCGAUAUAUCGAAUAUGUACG
Pimephales promelas (fathead minnow) is the source of this 1797-nucleotide messenger RNA. The record is from RefSeq and is a predicted model, not a curated record. NCBI's taxonomy places the organism in Eukaryota, Metazoa, Chordata, Actinopteri, Cypriniformes, Leuciscidae.